Paracoccidioides lutzii Pb01 is the source of this 837-nucleotide messenger RNA. RefSeq lists its product as hypothetical. The transcript is spliced from 3 exons. The record is from RefSeq and is a predicted model, not a curated record. The coding region runs from base 1 to 837 and encodes 278 amino acids.
AUGCAGAGCAUUCACAAGAAUUUAACAGUCUUAGAGAUUGUCAAAAAAAAUGAGCAAACUUAUAAUAAGGAUGCAAAGCUGCAAUGCAUUAUUCUUAAGAAACAGAAGAAGGUAGAUAUUAUUCAGCAGAGGAUGAAGCAGGAGACAGCUCAUCAGAUCACAAAACAGCAAAAGAAAAUGAAUAAGAUCACAAGAGCUGCUCAACAGCAGAUUGACAAGGAGCUUAGAGAUGAGAAAAAGGCUCAGAAGGAUUGCUUGAUCAAGCACGCUGGAAAUCCUACCCUCCUAUCUCUUCAUCUGGAGGCGAAGCACAAUAUGAGCGUACUUUUUCUGGUGGUUAGAAGAAGAACGCCAAUUGCACCUCGCCAGAAGAGGAGAUCCCGGACUUCGAGGUCAGUUCGCUCAACAACUCCGCGACAUAUGCUGUCCGUUUGUGACAAUUUUGAUCUUCCAAGCUGCUUAGCCUCCCGAAGUCGACUCACCCUUGGAUGUGAGGCGCCGCUUUUGCCUGGCUCGAUAUUGCAUUUUGAAUCAACCGACUUCGCCACGCGUGACGGCCAGACCAUCCCUAAACGAGUGUUCCAUUUCAAAAUAUCGUGCCUUUUGCAUCAAAGAGCGUUCUCACUUGAUAGGUUUUCGCGAGCUCCUUACCUCAAUUUUGGAGAGCGAUGUGGCCGAAGUCGAGGACGCUUCGUCUAUGACGAGGAAGAGCAAAAGAAACUCCGUCAUGUGCAAUACGACUUAAACGUGUUUGCGGAGAUAGCUGCAAAAGCAGUUGGAGCAACGCAAUGCGUGAAGGUAGAAAAAUGCCCUGACGGCCUCUUUAACAAGGUGUAG